Adineta steineri is the source of this 687-nucleotide messenger RNA. The record is from the annotation of a GenBank genome assembly. Lineage: Eukaryota; Metazoa; Rotifera; Eurotatoria; Adinetida; Adinetidae.
AUGCAGAAGUAUCUAACUUUAUAUUUAUCGAUUGUAUUGGUGCUGAUCGAUGUAAGUAUACAGGAUCUUGGUAAACCUGCACUACUUUCUGGACUUGGUGAUCUUGAUUUCAGUUUUCUUCGAGCUCCAACAAGUCCUGCUGGUUCUGGAGGUGAUAGAAAUCUGUGUAAUUGCCAUGGUGCACCAGUACAAGAUGUUCUAACUGUUUCAUAUCAUGGUUCUAUAAGUCACAGUGUUGUUUUAUGCAUGUGUAAUAAUGCUGUUACAGGUGCUAGUGUUAUGAUUGAUACAAUGGGAAGAGUUCCUGCACCAAUUCGUCUUUAUAAUAAAGCAAUGGUAUCAUCACCAGCUGGAGUAUGUGGUGGAGCUGGAUCAAGUGGAGAUGUUUCAUACUAUUGUUCAAGUAAUAUGCAUGUAUCAGUUUUUAUUCAUGAAUCUGCCCAUUCAAUGGAUCGUGGUAAAUCGGCAUCCAGUGAAUGGCGCGAUGCUGUAGCACGAGAUACAUGUGUUCCUGAUGCUUAUGCUAAUAGCAAUUUUGCUGAUAAUUUUGCUCAAGUAGUUGUUCUUUGGGUUCAUUUAGUUGGUACAGGACGUCAUUUAGAUUUUGGUGGAAGUAAAUUUGCUUGUAUGAGAAAUCAACUACAUCAAAUAUCAAGAUAUUUGCCUGCUACUAGUAUUCAUACAUAG